GCUCUCACUCGGGCCGCGACGCCGGCAGUGCCGGCGUGCUUGCCCGAGGCGGAGCCGCCUUGUCCUCCUGCUGGGGUCACUUGGCUUGGGGUCGGCUCGAGUUGUUGGCGCCUGUGCGUCAGACGCGGCCAGGGGACACUUUCCUCACUUCCUUUCUUGACUCUGAAAAGAACAUCUCCUGCAGUUUGAAGCAGAGACUCAUCUUCAGUGUGCCUGCUGUAGCUGGGACCAGCCUCUCUGGGAUCACAAUGACCAUGGAAGGCAGGGGGACAUUAGAUAUCAUCCCCAGGACUGCCAUGUAUCAGAAGCAGGAAGGGAGCUGGACUGUGAAGCAGGAACCAGGAAGCCAGACCUGGGGAAAGAAGAACUACCCUCCCGUGUGUGAACUAUUCCGACUGCACUUCAGGCAGCUGUGCUACCAUGAGAUGUCUGGGCCUCAGCAGGCCCUGAGCCGGCUCAGGGAGCUCUGCCACUGGUGGUUGAUGCCAGAGGUCCACACCAAGGAGCAGAUCCUGGAGCUGCUGGUGCUGGAGCAGUUCCUGAGCAUCCUGCCCAAGGAGCUUCAGACCUGGGUACAGCUCCAUCACCCCGAGACUGGCGAGGAGGCUGUGGCUGUGGUGGAGGAUUUCCAGAGACACCUUAGCGAGUCAGGGGAGGUUUCACCUCCAGCACAAGAACAGGAAGUGCAAUUAAAGAAGAUGGUAGCUCUGAGUGCAACAGAGCAGUUGCCUACCUCAACUUCCAGUCAAGGCUCGGCCCCCGACACCCCCUUGGAACUUCCCUGUGACCCAGAAGCACACCACUUCCUCAGUGGACACUUCCCCAGUGGACACUUCGAUCCUGCUUUCCCCAAAGUGGGGAACUCCAGAGCCCAGCCAGUGGCUAGUGUGCUUAGGAUGGCCAGGCCUCAGGAGACUACAGUGAACAAGGCCUGUACGCAGAAAAAGAGGAGUGCUCUGUGUGAGACGGAGGUAGUGAGAGGUGAACUCGGCCUGGCCUCUCUAGGUAAGAAAAGGAUGGGAAGUUCUGAGUACAGUCCAAAGCAGGACAUUUCUAAAGGAUCACAUUCACUUGACACAUCCUCAAGGGGACUCUUUGGAGUGGCCCUGGUAGAACCAGAGUCGGGAGACAUCUGUGAGGACCCUUUAGCACAGAUGGAAGGGCAUCCUUCAGAUGAAGAAGGCAGCGGACUAGAAAGUGAUUUCUUGGAAAAGAAAGAUAAGAAAAAGUCCACAAGAGACAAAAAUGAGGAAUGUAAAGAUGUAGGGGAACAUCCAGAUAUACCCUCCAGUCCUGUUGAGCAUCAAGCAAAGAGACAGAAGUCCUAUCAGUGUGAUGAAUAUGGCAAAGUUUUUAACCAGAGCUCACACCUCCUUGGACAUCAGAGAAUCCACAUUGGGGAGAGACGCUUUGAAUGUCAUGAGUGUGAGAAGACCUUCCGACAGACAUCUCAGCUAAUUGUUCACCUCAGAAGACACACUCAGGAAAAACCUUAUGAAUGUCCUGCGUCUGGGAAGACUUAUUGCCACAGUUCCCAUCUUAUUCAACACCAGAGUCUCCAUAGUGGGGAGAAACCUUAUAAAGGUAAUGAAUGUGUAAAAGCUUCCAUUCAGAGUUCCCAGCUCACAGACCACAAGAGAACACACACUGGAGAGAAAGCUACUGAGUCUGGGGAAGCGUUCAUUUGGAGUAAAAGCCUUAUCCAGCAUCAGGUCCUGCACACUAGUAAGAAGCCCUAUGAGUGUAAUGAGUGUGGGAAAGCCUUCUGUUCCAACAGAAAUCUCAUUGACCACCAGAGAAUCCACACUGGGGAGAAGCCUUAUGAAUGUAUUGAGUGUGGCAAGGCCUUUAGUCGGAGUAAGUGUCUUAUUCGACAUCAGAGUCUCCACACUGGGGAAAAACCAUACAAAUGUAGUGAAUGUGGGAAAGCCUUCAGUCAGAACUCUCAGCUCAUUGACCAUGAACGAAUUCAUACUGGUGAAAAAACGUUUGAAUGUAGUGAAUGUGGUAAGAAAUUCAGUUUAAGUAAAUGCCUUAUUCGGCACCAGAGACUUCACACUGGAGAAAAGCCCUAUAAAUGCAACGAGUGUGGAAAAUCCUUCAGUCAAAACUCUCACCUCAUUAUACACCAGAGAAUUCACACCGGUGAGAAACCUUAUGGAUGUACUGAGUGUGGGAAAGUCUUCAGUUAUAGUUCUAGCCUCAUGGUUCAUCAGAGAACCCAUACUGGUGAAAAGCCCUAUAAAUGUAAAGACUGCAUGAAAGCCUUUGGUGACAGUUCACAGCUUAUUGUGCACCAGAGAGUUCACACUGGUGAGAAGCCUUAUGAAUGUAUUGAGUGUGGGAAAGCCUUUAGUCAGCGCUCCACCUUUAAUCACCAUCAGCGAACUCACAAUGUGGAGAAGCCCUCAAGUCUGCUUCAGGCAGUAUCUUAAGGUUUCCUGAGACGGAGAAUAAAGAAUUCUGAGUU
Grammomys surdaster is the source of this 2470-nucleotide messenger RNA. It is a transcript of the gene Zkscan7, whose product is annotated as zinc finger with KRAB and SCAN domains 7. The coding region runs from base 249 to 2435 and encodes 728 amino acids. The record is from RefSeq and is a predicted model, not a curated record. The transcript has 6 exons. Lineage: Eukaryota; Metazoa; Chordata; Mammalia; Rodentia; Muridae.